Triticum urartu is the source of this 1158-nucleotide messenger RNA. RefSeq names its product F-box protein At5g07610-like. The record is from RefSeq and is a predicted model, not a curated record. Gene Ontology annotation, molecular function: protein binding. Lineage: Eukaryota; Viridiplantae; Streptophyta; Magnoliopsida; Poales; Poaceae.
UGUGUUUCUUUCCGCAGAUCUUGCUCCGAUUUCCCCAGCCGGACGCCGGCCGAGAGGCUGACCGACGACCUCCUCGUGGAGAUCCUCUCGCGCGUCCCCGCCAAGUCGCUCUGCCGCUGCAAGUGCGUCUCGAAGCACUGGCUCGGGCUCAUCCAGCACCCCGACCACCGCAAAAGGCUCCCCCAAACCCUGGCCGGCUUCUUCUACGGCAGCAGCACCACCGGGCAGCGGCUUCUGGAGUCGCCCUUCUACUUUACCAGCCUCUCGGUCUCGGGGGACCCCCGCCCUCCGUUUGAUACCUCCCUCACCUUCCUGCCCAUCGAUCUACUUGACUCCUGCAACGGCCUCCUCCUCUGCCGAUGCCACGACGUUUCCGAUGGGGUUGGCGCAUUCCAUUAUGUCGUGUGCAAUCCGGCCAUGGAGAAGUGGGUCAUAUUGCCCAACUCCGGCAAGGCCAAUACCGAGGUGGCCGCCACAUGUUUGGGCUUUGACCCGGCACUGUCGUCGCAUUUCCAUGUGUUUGAGUUUAUAGAGGAGAACACCGAACUUUCCGGAGUGGCAGUGUAUUCGUCUGAAACCGAAGAGUGGGUUUAUAAGGAGAAGAGAUGGAACAGUGAUACCUGGCUUGCUAGUGGGCACUCCUCCGCAACUGACUUUCUAAAUGGCCUUCUGUUUUUUCUUGCCUUUGACCUCGACUUACACGAUUGUGUAGCUGCGGUGGACACCAAGGGAGAAACAUGGAUGAAAUUCAGUGACCCUGGUGGUCAGUUCGAUGAUUUUGGUGUGGUUGAAGGUUUUAUUCAGCGGUCGCAGGGCCGCUUACAUUAUGCCAGUUUUCAGAGGGAUAAAGAUGGUGUUGUCAUUCGACUAAUAGUUUAUGUUUUGGAGAACUAUCAAGACGAACAAUGGAUACUGAAGCAUAGCAUUGAAACUUCGAGCGUAUUUGGAUGGACAGAUUUAUGCCUUGAUGGGGAUCUUGAUUUUGUUGCAAUUCACCUGGAAUGCAACUUGGUGUUCUUCAUUGCGGGGGGUAUCACAUUAAUAUGCUAUAAUAUGGAUAAUCGGCAAGUCAAAGUGAUUUCCCAUCUUGCAGGUGGCAAGCCGCUAUUUCUACCCUAUGUGCCGUUGUACACAGAGUCACAAUCAUUGCACAUUUGA